AUGUGUCGUAAAAAUGACGAGCAAGCUCAAGGCUCGCGUCUGCAGCUGCAGCCACGUCUCGGGAGGAAAGCAUCGGGAGCAUUUCCGGCAUUACCUGCGCACGACCUUUGUGGUACGACUCCCCGGUAUCGUCUGAAAGGAUGCGGUCCAGUACCCGUACCCUCCAUAGUGCUGCCAGUGGUGCCCUUGGCAGGCUCGGCAGCUGGGAACGACAGGCAUGGCCGGUCGAUGCCUAUUCGCAAGGCUACUAGCCCGCCCCCAACGCUCGCUCUGGAUGCCCAGACUUCUCAGUACGAACCAUGUACGGGUAGCAAGUCGUACGUAGAGUACACGCAAUCAUGGAGCCAGGUCCAGUCCAUAGACGACGUCGGCCUGCCGUGGCCUGCAGCGAGUGCCGUCGCCGGAAAAUCCGAUGCGACCGUGGUUUUCCGUGCGGACCGUGCCGAAAGUCCCUCCCCCCAACCGACACAGCGCACAGCCUCUGCACUGCCGCACUCACGCCGUACCCAGCAGCAGCAGCAGCAGCAGCAGCAGCAUCACCCGCCAAGGCCUAAGCAGAGUACGCGCAAUGUUGCGCUCGCCAAGAUCAACUCGCUUGCUUUUGAUCCAGAUGCCUUUCCUGGCAUUGGCCAGAUUGGCCUUGACUGGCCAUCCAGCUGGCAGCAGCAGCAUGGUGUCCCGCCGUCUCCGAGUGUACUCUUGGCGGAGGCGGAGGCAGCGGCGGCGGCGGCCGACUACUUUCAAAGUCCGGAUUUCUCUCUGCUCGAUGAUUCUAGCCAUAAAGGAGCAGAUGCUUCUCUGAUGGAGCAUACAUACGCCGGUUCGCCGGAAACGACGGGGCACAGCUCAGUUUGCCCUUCGAUGGAUGGCGGUCCAGGAUAUGGCGAUGAUCGCUGGUGCGCAACAUUGGCGCAAGUGGUAAAAAUGACGUUCCUUGUCCAGGGCAUGACGAGAAGACAGGAUUUUCUUGAGAAUCAGCCGGCACCACCAGAGAAUCGUCAAGCGGACGGUGGUGGUGGUGAUGGUCUUUGGGUCCCGCCAUUGGCAGACGUCGUCCUCCAACUGGAAAGCCAAGCCCGAUUACAAAAGGAACAGAAUGAUGCGCAAAGCUUCGCUCGGCUAUCACCACUUUUGAAAAGUUCAUCCAAUAUACAGCAACUAUUGCCUCCUCGCCCGGUAUGCAAAAAGCUCGUCAGCGCAUACUUUGAGACCUUUGGCUCUGUCCUCUGUAUCCUCGACACGACCGCAUUCUUCAACGACCUGGACCGUUUCUGGCAAGCAGGCGAGGGGUCGCGACCAUCCACCCGAGACCACGACGGAGCCCUCAGUGAGGCCUUUUCGCACAAAUUGCUCGUCGUCGUUGCUCUCGGUUCCGUCACUGCUCGCCCUUGCGGGACCGGAGGCGAAGCAGAGCGGACUCGGCAGACGAACAGGCGCAACCACGCCAUCGUAUGCGUGCAGCACACGCGGCAGUGGUUGGCGCAGAAGACGGCACGCGGGAUCCGCGCCGACCUGGAUAUCGCCCAGAUAUUGUGUCUGCUGGCGCUUGCACGGCUGACGCAGCUGCACACGGAUCCCUGGCCGCGCCGGUCCAGUACGGAUGGGGCCGUCAUACUCACGGGCGACCACGACCUGGCACGUCUAGGCAUGCAGAUGGGACUGCAUCGAGAGCCACCAAGACUGUCCGUCGUGGCCCCCGCCAAAAAAGCCGAGGCCGAGAUGCGCAGACGACUGUGGGCGACGAUGCUCGAGCUCUCGCUGCACCAGUAUCUGGACGCCGAGCUUCCCCCCCUUGUAAGUGCGGAAAGCUACGAUUGUGCGGCGCCUUCCCCUGUCGAGCUGGAAGAGGAUGCGAGAUCAUAUCUAGCGCCGCAUGACCAACGCGUGCCGGCGGCAACUAUACUCGCUGUGCUGUCGCGGACGCAGCGGCUCCGUCUCCAGAUUCUCCAACACCUCCAUUCUCCGGGAGCAAGCAGCAGCUACAAGGAGAGUAACCGCUUUGCCGCAGAUUUGAUCAAAGUUUGCAACGCCGAGACGAACCAUCUUUUGUUUUCGGGAAUGGCGAAGCCUAGCAGUUUCCAGCUGUGGCUGCUCAACAUACUCACACGACCAUUUCUACUUGCGCUCAACGCCCAUUUCGCCGGCGAAAUGGAGACGGAUUUCGCCAGCUUCCACUUUCGCAGGAUGAGAAUGGAAACUGCCAUUGUGAUUCUUCGUCCCAGCCCGCACGACGACGAGCCUAGCCUGGCGCCGUCACAGACUAGGAUCCACGCCGGCUGGGCAGGGUCACGAAGCAAGACAGCAACAUCGACAUACCCAUUUCUUCCGACUCCAGGCACGGUCGAGCCCAUCACUAACAAUGAACAGCGCAACGGCCUUCACGACGCGGCAUCCACCGCCCUGUGCGUCGGCGGACCUAGUUACUUCGCGGUGGUGCAUAGACAGGUCCUCGCGACUCUCUGCGCUGAUGUCAUUACCGAGAUCCAAGACGGCUUGUUCCCGACUCUCGACGCAGCGAUGCUUCACAGCGCGGUGGCUAUUGUAGGAGAUGCAGCGAAUAAAUACCGGGACCAAGUGUGCACCUCUGGCGGAGUCGACGCAUGUCGCGAAUCGAUUAUGUUCGCGGCCGCGCAUGGCCUGGCUCUAGCCUUGCUUCAUCGAUGCAGCACGCUUGAGGUGGACAAGUCCAUCAUGUCAUCUGUGUGGACGGCUCUGCAUCACUGCUGCAGAGCCAUGGGAGAGCCAGCACAAGGGAUCCUCGAGAUGGAGUGGGACAUGGGCGAAAUGGAAACUACAGAUAAAUCAAUGCCCACGGGCGGAAACGUCGACGUCGGUGCGACUGGUCAAGCGGACGCGCAGUCGCACUUCGUAUUGGAGCAGCAAGAUGACGCCCCGAGGCUUGAUCUGUCAGCCGUUGAUACGGAAAUUGCGGAAAUAUGGGCUAUUGAUGAUGAUGAGUCGUAUUUUUCGAUAGAUAUCACGUUAUGA
Messenger RNA from Cordyceps militaris CM01, 2988 nucleotides. Its product is annotated as C6 zinc finger domain-containing protein. Gene Ontology annotation, biological process: regulation of transcription by RNA polymerase II; DNA-templated transcription. The record is from RefSeq and is a predicted model, not a curated record. Gene Ontology annotation, cellular component: nucleus. Bases 1 to 2988 code for a protein of 995 amino acids. Lineage: Eukaryota; Fungi; Ascomycota; Sordariomycetes; Hypocreales; Cordycipitaceae. The transcript has 3 exons. Gene Ontology annotation, molecular function: RNA polymerase II cis-regulatory region sequence-specific DNA binding; DNA-binding transcription activator activity, RNA polymerase II-specific; zinc ion binding.